AUGCAGGAGAAGAAAGGGGAAACAGCCUCCAACAAAAAUCCUAAGAAGGCCAAUCUCUUGGAUCAUCACUCUAUCAAACACGUUUUGGAUGAAUCAGUUACCGAGAUCGUGACUAGCAAAGGAUAUCCAGAGGAUGUUAGGCUGAGUAACAUUCGGUUGUUUCUUGGGGCGAUCAUAAUUGUGAUCGCGCUUUUUGCCCAGUUCUACAACAAGAAGUUUCCGGAGAAUCGCAAUUUCCUCAUCGGUUGCAUUGCAUUAUAUCCUUUUUAUUUGUUUUUGUAUGUGAUAUUCAAUGGGAUAUUGCAACUGAUUAUCUACCUCAAGGAAAAAAAUGCGAUCUUGUUCACAUAUCCUCCACCGGACUCAUUCAACGCGACUGGCUUAAUCAUAACUUCAAAGCUACCAAGAUUUUCAGAUUUAUACUCACUCACCAUAGCUAGUGCCGACCCCAAAUCGAUAUCCGCGAAACCGCCUGUUGAAUUCACCAAAAGCGUGACCCAGUGGUUCACCAAAGAUGGUGUUUUAGUAGAGGGCCUUUUCUGGAAGGAUGUCGAGGGACUAAUGAAUGAUUAUGCAAAAGAAAGUAAAAAGAGCAAGUAA
Messenger RNA from Striga hermonthica, 600 nucleotides. The record is from the annotation of a GenBank genome assembly. Lineage: Eukaryota; Viridiplantae; Streptophyta; Magnoliopsida; Lamiales; Orobanchaceae.